UAACAAAAUAUAAAAAUUUACAAUAUGAAAAAUAUAAAAAUUAUAAAAUAUUAAUUGUCCGAAUGUUUUUAUUUAUUCUCCAUCAUUUAUAUUUAAUAAAUAAAAAAAGAAUGAAAACAUAAGAAAAUAGUACGAGAAAGAGAAAUUACAUCGUUUAAGAUUACUGUUGUUGUAAAUAAAGUUUAGCGGAGGCUUAUAAUAUAUCUUUUCGACAUGGUGGUUGAACGCUUUGACACAAAUAUCUCUAAAUCUGAACGUAAUUUACUAAACUUUUAAUUACAAUAGUAACUCGAAAAGUAAAUAGGGUCCAUGAAAUUUAUUUUACGUAUAAUAUAUAGACACAUAAUCUGUGAUCUCAAUAAGUCAAAUAAAAAAAUUAGUCCUGACAAAAUUCAUCUUACUUAUAAAGUGUAAAAUUUAAAACGUUGAUGCAGAGAUAAGUACAGAGCCGUGAGCGGGAUAAAUACAGUCGAUCUUAUGUAAUAGAAACUUUAAAAAGCGUUUUUGAACGUGUUCAAUUUCGUCAGAGUAUUUGACAAAGUAUGGAUUCUAGAUUUUAUCGGAGUAUUCAACUUUGAAGCAAAGAAGUGAGUUCAACCAAGUAAGGAUAAUACUAAGAUGAUUGAAAUAUUUGAUGUUAAGUAUUAAAAACCUAAAGACUUCGAUGCACCGGCAAUUAUUUUGCUAUAGUGUUCAUAAAGGUUAAAAUUUAUGUCAAAAGUAACACCUAAGUCGCAAGUAGAAAAUACUUCUUGUAGUGUAAUAUUGUUUAUAGUGUAUUCAAACAAUACCGGAAACUCUUAAGAAUUAAUUAUUUGAAAGAUUUUUACAUCAUCAUCAUCAAAGAUUAGAAAUUAGAAUGAAAGAUAACACUCUGUUACAUACAUUAGCGACAUUUUUUGCAGGUUGUCACAAAUUGUUUAACUCCCCUACCCCCUUGAAGUCUGACGUAAUAUAUGGACGACCUCUAAUUUCCGAUAUUUUUAAUGUAAAUUGAUAUAGUGAUGAACCAAAUGUAGAGCCCUGUGUAACGCCGCUAGUUGAAGUAAUGGGUUUGGAUUCGAUAUUACUAGUUGCGAUACGAUGUUUUCUCUCCAAUAAAUAAUUGAUUGAUAAUGUUUUUAAGUAAGGUUAAAUGUUUAUUGUGUUAAGUAAUGUCUGUGUAUGUUACACCAACUUGGAAACCUCUCUAAAAUGUAAAGAUUACGAAAUGUAUAAAGCUUUAUAGACUUCUUUCUUACACAAUCACCUUGCUCAUCUGCGACACAGGAGAAGAGACAAUUUGCGGUUAAUUUCGCUCACCGAUUUAUUUUUUUUAAAUUAGAUUCAAACUAGCAUUAAGAUUUUUUCUAUAAAAAAUGGCUUUUUUCAAAUGGUGUACUGUUCUCUCAAAUUUUGUCAGGUUAUUGUGCAAAAUGGUAAAAAAAUUUUUGCCGCUUGAUUCGCAAAAAUUAAAAAGGACAAUAUAAUGAAUUUGACAAAUAAAUUUUUAUUAUAAUAAACAUAUAAUGUUAAUACAUAAAAUUUGACUGCACUAUUAACCCCUUGGCAGUCGAUGACAUGUAUACACGUCAUGGUGCAGGUGGGCUCAAACUGUCGAUGACGUGUUGUAACGUGGCGUUACAAAUUCUCCCGCAUCUGCUGCGAAUCGGGCGAUUGAACCUGGAAACGGCCGAAGGGCCUCGAGGGUGUCAAUCGCCAGAUUCGCGGACAGACGCGACACUUGUUACUGAGACUCGUUUCUUGACAGCUGUGUCGUUUCCCUUCUACUCGCCUUGAUUGUCGGUCUAGUGGUGAAUUGUGAUUAAACUCUACGAACAUCGAAAAAAUGGCAGCAUACGUCAAAACGUGGGAAGAGUACGCCAGGGAGGAAAUCCGGCUUACAAAUUGGCAACGAAAACAUGAAUUAGAGAAAAAUUAGAAAGAGAAAUAAUAUGGAAGAAAAAUUACUAAGUGUCAAAAAACUGACACUUGAAGAAUUACGAACCUCAUUAACAGCAAUAAACUAUGAAAUAAUAGACGAAGAAAAUUCCUCAGACGAUUCCUCAGAAGACUCAUCAAACGACUCGGAAAAUUUAAGCCAAGCCACAAUCCUUGAACAAAUGAUCGAAAAAAAGGUCGAGAAAAAUAUAAAAGAAAACAUCAACGAAGAUGUAGAGGAAAAUGUAGACGAAAUGGUCGAAGAAAAUUUCGAGGAAACCAUCGAGAACAACAUAGAAGAAAAUGUGGAGGAAAAUGUAAACGAAAUGGUCGAAGAAAACUUCGAGGAAAACAUCGAGAACAGCAUAGAAGAAAAUGUGAAGGAAAAUAUAGACGAAAUAGUCGAAGAAAAUUUCGAGGAAAACAUCGAGAACAACAUAGAAGAAAAUGUGGAGGAAAAUAUAAACGAAAUUGUCGAAGAAAAUUUCGAGAAGAACAAUGGAAAAUAAGGAAAUUUGGCUAUGAAGAUUUUGUAGGAGAAAAGUAUGGAAAUCCCACUACAUUCUACACGACGAAUUCUGCGAGAAAAUAAACCUUAAGGCGAGAGCAGGUUAUUGUGAACCAUCAGCGAACGAGAGAAAAUACGUACGAGCCAAUUGGGACAAACGACGAGAGGAACUUCAGGAAUUUUUGGAGAAUAGUCUAGUAGAAAAUUCAAAAAAAAUAGCGAAAAUUACUAAAAAAACAUAGAAUUUAUAGUCUCGAUACCAACUACGACGAAUUGUCAGAAAAUCAAAUAAAAUUUUAGUUCGCUUGUUGUAAGGGGUUACACUUCGUCCUGUUUAGGGGAAGGGGGGUGUAACGUGGCGUUACAAAUUCUCGCGCGCCUGCUGCGAAUCGGGCGAUUGAACCCGGAAACGGCCGAAGGGCCUCGAGGGUGUCAAUCGCCAGAUUCGCGGACAGACGCGACACUUGUUACUGAGACUCGUUUCUUGACAGCUGUGUCGUUUCCCUUCUACUCGCCUUGAUUGUCGGUCUAGUGGUGAAUUGUGAUUAAACUCUACGAACAUCGAAGUAAGUCAGAUAAAUAUCAUUUUAUAGUA
Messenger RNA from Leptopilina heterotoma, 3023 nucleotides. Its product is annotated as ring-infected erythrocyte surface antigen-like. The record is from RefSeq and is a predicted model, not a curated record. NCBI's taxonomy places the organism in Eukaryota, Metazoa, Arthropoda, Insecta, Hymenoptera, Figitidae. The transcript has 3 exons. Bases 1935 to 2429 code for a protein of 164 amino acids.